GAGAGAGAGAGAGAGAGUGGCCCAGGAGAUCGAAAUCGGCUUCCUCUCUCUCUUAAGCUCGAUGCGACGAGGAUCUAGAGCUCGUUCCAUGGAGCUACGGGUCGAUGGUCGGUGAUCGAGCGUUCGUUGGAGAUUUUCCUCGGAGGGAGCUGAUUGGAGGAUGUCGAUCUCAGGCAGUCUUGGAAAUGAUUUCUGAAAUAACUUUGAAUCAACUGCCAGGAGUGACAGCAGAAGUGCAGUACAAUAACCAUCCAGCAGUGUACUAUCCGAUGAGAGAUCUAAACGAAGAUUACUACAUCUGUAAUUGGCCUAUCUAUCAUCCAGAUAAGGCAUUAUCAAGCAAGCAGUGCUACAAUGGUUUUUGGUCAAGGCCUGCUGCAGAUGAAGUCCCAGAGUCCGAUAAAGAUGUUGUUAAGCAAACAAUAAUUGAGCAUGAGGCUGUAUUCAAGAAUCAGGUACACGAGCUUCACCGGUUGUACAGAGUCCAAAGGGGUCUCAAGGAUGAAAUCAAAAGGAAGGGACUGCAUAUAGGGCAGAUAGCUGCUGAUACAGAAUCAAGCCCUUUGCCAUUUCAAUUAACAUCUGAAGAUGCUCAGAAAUGGCAUUUUUCCAGUUUCCCUGGUGCGAGCUCUUGUUGUGGAUGGCCAUCUAUUUCAGAUACCAAAGGCAUCCCUUUGAAUUCUCCAGAAGGAAAUAGCACACAGGGAUCUCCUUUUGUGCAUCAACAUGGAGGUAGUUCCAAAUUGAAAGAGGUGUUCGAGUGUAGACCUACAAAGGUCAGAAGAAAAAUGUUUGAUUUGCAACUUCCAGCUGAUCAAUACAUUGACGAUGAAGAACUAAAGCAGAUCGAGAAUGAAAAUGGAUCAUUGUCUUGUGAUAUUCGUUGUCAAGGUUCUAGGAGUGUUGCUGGGAGUUCUGUAAGCUUAUCUCACGGCGGAUCCGCUGGCAUCAACACAGAUUCUGCCAGAUCAGAUUUAUACAUAAACAGUCGAAAUGUGGCUGACUUAAAUGAACCUAUACAGAUUGAAGACAUGAAUGCUUCUGCAUCUUUUGUUCAUGCAGACCAUUCCAUCUCUGAAAGGGAAAUUCGCAGCCAGGAACUUUUUAUGAAAGCGAAGCCAAAGAUUCUAGGUUUUCUGGAUCAAAAGGCUCCAAACUCCAUUUGUCAAAGCAGCAGCGGAAGUUCAAAUGCACACGUCAACAACAAGAACGAUGGAGGGCUGUCCUUCCAUGUUCUUAAACAAGGGCAGGACAAGGUUGAACUUCAACCUGUUUCUCAGUCCCUCCAGUGGGAGAAGUUUUGCCCAUCAUCCCAACCAGUGCAAUCUUCAUUCAAGAAAAGUUGCAAUAGUCCAGUGUAUUUUUUGACAGAUCAUGCCGUGAUGGAACACAGCAGAGAGAGGACAAAAUGUGGAUUAGUAAUUUCGGAAAGUUCCAAGAACUUUGAAUCAACCUUUGCUUCUGAUUCUCCUAAUCGACAUAAAAUAACUAGUUUGUCUGACUCAAGAAACUUAAGGCACUCUGGUUCAUCUUCUGACAACUUGAGUAAUAGUUUGAGCCAGAAGUCAAUGUUGGUUGAAGGGCUUCCAAGUUUAGAUUUAUACAGGACUCCCCGGAAAGAUUCUCAACCUGCAGCUCAGAGCCAUGGAUCAUUUUGUAGCAGGUGGCAUGAUAGCAAUGCUAGUCUGAGUCCAGGCUAUCAGAAUUUGCCUAGUCGAAAUGGAUUCCAUUACGAACUUCCUUCGAGAUCUGAGAAAGCAUCUGUUUGCAUACCAGUCAUCAGCCAUGACAGUUAUAACCAUGCCAGUAGAUAUGUAGCCUCUGAGCACUUACAUACUAGGAAACACACAACUUCAAAUUAUGCGAUUGUGGACUCUGACAGAGAGACAAAGCGAAAUUCAGUGCUUUCAAGUGGUUCAAUUAACAAGUCCACAUCACCACAGGGUGUGGCAAUAAAAAUUGGAGAGAGUACCGAGCAGGAAACUCUUCUGGUACCUCAUUGGCUUAGAGUUAUGCCAGCUCGUGAGAGGGAGAAAAAUUCUGGAAUAGACUUGAAUCAUACAGAGAUGAGUUUUGUUCAGUCAUCUUCUAGUCAUCUUAGCAGCAAAGUUGAAGCUGGAAACAGCCCGAGCCAAAUAUUUUCUCAGCGCGUGGAAUCUUUCUCACCUUUGUGUAAAGUGGAGUCCAAGAGGAUGGAAAUAGGCGAAGGUCCUGAUAGAAAGAUUUUUGGCUUUCCUAUCUUUGCAAACCCUCCUACUUCCAAUAAUGCGUUCUCUCCUCUUGCCUUUCCAUCUAUAUCCAUCACUCAGGAGUCUAAGUGCGAAGUCACAGAUCGUAAGAAGGAAGUAAGAAUGUUUGAUAUUAACUUGCCCUGCGAUACCAGUUCUGAAUGGAGCGAAGUGGCUGCUGAGGAAACCCUGGACCUAGAGAAGGAAUCUCAUACCAAAAAUGCUUACUUGAAACAUCAAUUUGAUCUAAACUCCUGUGUUCUUGACGAUGAAACUUCCAUGACACCAUCCGUCCCAAGUGUUGUUGGAAAGGUUAUUGUUGAAAUAGACUUGGAAGCUCCACCAGUUCUUGAGACUGAGGAGGAUAGUUUCCAGGGAGAAGAAAUUCCUGGGAAGCAACUGGAAACAUCUAUACCAUUUACACAGCAAGGAACUGAGCAAUCUUUGGAAAAUCUAGGUAGAAUGGCAGCAGAGGCAAUAGUUGCCAUUUCAACUGUUGGUUUCAGCAAUUGUUUGGACAGCACUGCUCGGGAUUUACCAGAAGAAUCUUCUUUAUACUGCCUUAACUGGUUCGCUGGUAUAGUUGCCUCUUUUGAAGACCAUAAUUCUUGGACCAGGUCUGAAGCUGCUCCAAGAGAUUGUGAAGAGCAGAAUGUUGCAGAAUCUACAUCAGAAAGUAUUGAUUACUUUGAGUCCAUGACGCUGAGACAGGUAGAGAUGGGGGAGGAUGAAUACCUUCCUAAACCACUGAUCCCUGAGACUCUAAGAGCAGAAGAUGUAGCAGUCACCCCAGCAUCAAAUCGGCCUCGAAGGGGACAGCCUAGAAGAGGGAGGCAGCGGCGAGAUUUCCAGAGGGACAUCCUCCCGGGCCUCACUUCACUUUCGAGGCAUGAGGUGACUGAAGAUCUUCAAACUUUUGGAGGGCUCAUGCGAGCAAUGGGCUAUUCAUGGCACACAGGGUCAACAAGGAGGAACUCCAGUAGAAAUGUUUCCUCAAGAGGCAGGCAACAGUUAGCGAGUGGGUCCCCCACUGCAGCGUUGGAAGCCACAUGCGGUCCAAUGAUGCCUCAGAAAAAUAAUGUUGAAGUGGGACUCGAAGAUAGAACCCCAACAGUUUGGGGGAAUACACCAAGACGGCCCCGAAGGCAAAGGUGCCCUGCAGGCAAUCCUCCAUUACACGUGCCUCCAACAUAAUCUGGUACGAGGCUUAAUGUCUUAAUGGGGCUUAUGGAGGAUGAAAAGAUAGCGCAAUUUGUGGAAUUAUGGUUGUUAUUGUUAGAGAGCCGUUGGGGUUAACAUUGUGCAUUUCUUCGCCCAUAAUUUGGGUCCUUGAUUGUCCCUCUGUGGUGGGCUACCUCUUUAGUUAUUCAUGAAUAACUACACGAUGUCUGUGGAUAUUGCUUCUCGCUUUUAUGAGGUCCUCCGCAGAGUUUCUUGUACUUUUGAGUGCUGACUCUCUCAGGAACAAGAAAUGUAACUUUUGUUUUCCUACUAUUUGGUUAGGAAGGAGUGUUUUGGGGUGCUGGGGACAGACUUUGAAGUGCUCGUGAUGGCAGGUUUUGUGUUCAUUUCUAUACAGGCUCGAUAGAUUUAAA
Molecule: messenger RNA, 3823 nt
Organism: Rhodamnia argentea
Lineage: Eukaryota; Viridiplantae; Streptophyta; Magnoliopsida; Myrtales; Myrtaceae
Exons: 5
Coding region: 105-3422 (1105 amino acids)
Source: RefSeq, a predicted model, not a curated record